This is a messenger RNA of Rotaria sp. Silwood1, 609 nucleotides long. The record is from the annotation of a GenBank genome assembly. Lineage: Eukaryota; Metazoa; Rotifera; Eurotatoria; Philodinida; Philodinidae.
AUGGGACACCCUGUAUACGCGAAUGAUAAUGGAAUCUUACUUUUUUUUUUAUAUAAAACAUUUCAUUUAUUAAAAUUAAAAUAUUUUAAAGUGGAAUAUGAGAUUAAAACACUUUACGCACCAAUCUAUCGUCAUUUUGAUAAAAAUGUUAUUAGUACAAUUGAACAUCUUGUUAUUAAUAUCUAUUUUUCAUAUGAUACAUUUUAUGAUAUAGUUUGUAGAAUGCAUAAACUUCGUAGUUUAUCAAUUGAUUUGCUCACUGAUUCCGAUUAUUCGAAUGUAUCAUCGUUUAAUCUUAAUCUUCCAUCAUUUGAAAAUUUAAAAAGAAUUUGUCUUAAGUUACAAAAAAUUGGUUUUAACAAAUUUGAAGAUGUUGUUCGAAAAUGUUUUAAAUUUAUCGAAGUUUUAUUUAUUUCAAUUGAAGAUGAUGAAGAAUAUUUAUAUGCACAACGAUGGGAAAAAUUAAUUUCUUCUCAUAUGCAGAAUUUAUGUAUCUUUGAUAUCUAUCAUAAUGGUGUUCAACUACAAAAUCAAUUAGAUUAUGAUGAAUUAAUUUAUGCAUUUACUUCAUCGUUUUGGAUUGAGAAACACUGGUUUUUUACACAUUAA